AUGGAUGAAGAUCGCGGCGGCGGCGGCGAUGGGAAGAAAGAAGGAGAAGCGGAGGUGAAGUACCGGGGAGUGAGGAGGCGGCCGUGGGGGAAGUACGCGGCGGAGAUACGCGACCCCAACCGGAACGGCGCCCGCGUGUGGCUGGGAACGUAUGGCACGGCGGAGGAGGCGGCCAGAGCUUAUGACAGAGCGGCGCAUCAAAUGAGGGGUAAGUUCGCCGUCCUUAACUUCCCCGAAGACUACCCUUCGCAGGUUGUUACGUCGGACCCAAUUUCGCAUGUUGCUUCUGGUUUGUCGUCGACGGAGGCGUCGGCGUCGGCGUCUUCUUCAGGCGGCGCCGCGGUGGAAAAUGUGGGUAAGGGUAGUGUUGAAGAAGGAGGAGAGACGACGACGACGAAAGAAGUGAUCGAGUUCGAGUGUCUGGAUGACAAAUUGUUAGAAGACCUCCUCGGCUGCCACGACACAGAAGAACCUAAGAAGAAGUAA
Ipomoea triloba (trilobed morning glory) is the source of this 486-nucleotide messenger RNA. Its product is annotated as ethylene-responsive transcription factor ERF096-like. The transcript has a single exon. NCBI's taxonomy places the organism in Eukaryota, Viridiplantae, Streptophyta, Magnoliopsida, Solanales, Convolvulaceae. Bases 1 to 486 code for a protein of 161 amino acids. The record is from RefSeq and is a predicted model, not a curated record. Gene Ontology annotation, molecular function: DNA binding; DNA-binding transcription factor activity. Gene Ontology annotation, biological process: regulation of DNA-templated transcription; ethylene-activated signaling pathway.